Molecule: messenger RNA, 3535 nt
Organism: Hyla sarda
Lineage: Eukaryota; Metazoa; Chordata; Amphibia; Anura; Hylidae
Exons: 2
Coding region: 1503-2168 (221 amino acids)
Source: RefSeq, a predicted model, not a curated record
UCAGGUGUCUGCGGCUGUUCCCAUUGUUUUGUGUGUAUGAGUUAUACUCCUGUAAGGGGCUGGGUAGUGGAUCCGCUGGCCUGUGUGGACAAUGACUGGACCAUACCAGGGAGCGGAGUCUAAAGUGGCGCUGGUUUUCACCAGAGCCUGCCGCAAAGCGGGAUGGACUUGCUGCAGCAGGCGGCACCCAGGUCACUACCCAUGGCCCGAUCCGUCCACACAGGUUGCCCAGAUGGAAGACGUAGUCAGAUGAAGCACAGGUCAGAAGGGCAGGCAGCUAGGAAGUGUAGUCGGUUAACAGGCACAAGGUCAGGAGGCAGGCGGUAAAGGAGUAAGGUCAGAUCACGAGCUGGAGGUUAGGAACACUAAGUAGGCAAACACUGAGGAACGCUUUCUCUUGGCAUAAGGCGCAAAGAUCUGGCACCAAGAUAGGGAGGUGCCGGACUUAAAUAAGGUCUGUCCUGCAGCUGAACAAUUAAAGACGUACUGGCCCUUUAAAUCUAGUAGCAUCGGAACGUGUGCGACCUAAGGAAAGGGGAGGCGCGCGUUGGAGAUGCACAGAGAGAGGGGACCAGGAACACUGUGGGGUAAGGAGAUGCCUGGGUCUCGUCCCGCACAGCGAGUCCCGGAGCUGCCGCAGCCAUCAGAAGGGGUGCGCUCACGGGUUGGUUUACUGUUUUGUAGAAAGACGUUACUCACAGUUAUGCAGCAUAUAUAUAUAUAUAUAUAUAUAUAUAUACAUAUAUAUAUAGAUAUGGUCUCCCAGUACCGCAUUCUAUACGGUUCUAUUCAUGUUGCGAUCGUCUGGUCCGGUCAGCACAGACAGAGCUGAACUGCUGCCGGAAAAGUACGCGAAGAAAUCCCGCGCUGUGCCUGGACGCCAAGUUGCUGUAUCCCAGCCGAAAGGGAACUCAGAGAUGCAGGAAUUGUUUCUGGAGUGACCGGAAGUCGAGGCUGCACUGAUAGUGUCCUUCCUGCCCAGCACCAUUUUGGAGAAGCCCACUAUAAAAGACGCCACACAGAGCAACCUCUCCAGUCUGCAAAGAGAGACGGAGAGUACGGACAUGGCGGAGAGCAGCGUUCCACGUGGUCAAGUUGGUAAAAUGGUGCCGGAAACAUGAAAAUUUGUGGCAGUCGCAGCCCAACUUUUUCAAGAGCUUGCUGACCGUCUGCAGCGGUUGUCAUUAGACGAAGAGGGGGCCUGUAAUCUUCCCCCACUGCCUGAUGAUGACGACGACGAUUGGCCAGAGACACCUCCAGCGAACAGUGCAGGGACACCUGGAGGUGCGUCACCGGUGAGAUUGUCCCCUCACCACAGGACCUGGGGCUCGUGGGCCGAGAUCCCGUCGGAGGAGUCUGCUGUGAGUACCCAGCCAGAGGCGGCCAAUUCUUCCUCCUCCAGCCCUGAGGUCAUUCCUCGAUCAAGCUUGCCAAGUGCACGACCGUGCUCACCAAAAUUGCCGCAAUGGGUGUUCGGAGAUGAGCCGGAGCUGAUCGAGUACAUGCACAGAGUACUUCAACCAUUACCUGGGAAGACACUCCCACCAAUCCCAACUGCAGAAGGGGAAAGGGCCCGUCAAGAAGCCGAGCUGGCCGAAUUGAUGGAAAAGCUAAAGGCCCGAUACAAAGGACUCUACGCUCCAAAGCACGUGCAUUUGCCCUAUGAAGAAAGAGUGCGGUAUCAAGAAAAUAUCAAAGAAAUGGAGGCAUUGUACAUCCGUAAAUGGGAUCACCCCCGAGAAGGGGAGGAGCCAUUGGAAAGGAGAAGAGCAAUUGUGGCCAAGUUCGACGAGGUCAGAGGUUAUGGGACACUCCUUGACUGCCACACUGGGCAGACCAUCCUCGUAAACCGGCGAGCAGUUCAAAGGCCAUAUCUCCAUAAGAAGUUCAACACCUUGGAGGUGGGUGAAAUUGUGGAGUACACCCCCAUCCACAGCCUUCGUAGAGAAUGGGCUGCAGCGGUCACCAGACCAACAGCCCCAACACAGCUUCCUUUCAAAUGUUUACCGUCAACGGAUUGGGAGUCCGAUCCCUUCAACUUGAGGCCGACAAGGUCUGCUCCUAAAGCCUCCACCAGCGUACCCAAGGAGGAGGAGCCUCAACAGUCAAGUUCAACAUCUUCUAUGUACAGUAAAGAGCCAAGUUCUUCAUUUUCUACAGAUCGUUGAGAGUCAAGUCCUGCUCAAGUUCAAGAAAGCAAGCCCAAAUUGAGGGCACCAAAGAUCGUACCUAGACCCUCUCAGAGCAAUGAGAGUUUGUCUGUUCCAGAGGUACCAACACACGUACCUAGGCCCUCUUCUGACAUGGAGAGUUUGCCUGCUUCCAGGGUACCAACAAAAGGGUCAUGGGUUGCUCCUAAUUUGGAGAUGGUGCUCAAGCCCUAUUGCCCCACUGUGAUCCCGGCUUGUAAGCCUAAAACCCCUUCUCAAGCUACCUUCCCCCACUCCAUCCUCACCAAUGUGGUGUGGCAAAGUUAUGUUAAGUCUAAUCCUGCCCCUGACGUUGGCAGAUAUAGAGGAACCAAGAGAGGCACAACAAGAGUAAAGAAGAACAUCUUCUAAAGAGACUCUAAAGUAAUGUCUUAUUGUUUUUCUGUCUAACCAUUUUGUCUUACAGUAACCAAGUUCAAGAAAAGUGCCUAGAAGGACUGUGCUAAGUUUGUUUCAGUUUAAAGUUCAGCAACGUAACCACCAAGCUUGUGCCUGACUAUUAAGUCAAGAGACUCCUAGCCUGUAGGAGAUUCAUCAAGGACUGUACCCGGCUGAGUUGUGGUUAAGGCCGUGUUCACUUUUCUUUGAACUCCUAGUAUAGGUGGACUGCUGAUCCUUACACGCCAAUCUGUAUAUUUUCUUUGAACUCCUAUGUAGGUGGACUGCUGAUCCUUACACGUCUGCUUCAUGUAUAUACCAGCAGCUUCAUAAGAACUCUUAUGAUAAAUGUUGCACUUAUCGGGUGAAUACACCUGAAAUAUGUUGGAGUGUUGAUAAAUGUAAAGUAAAUAUGUAUAUGGUUCUGUACACAGGAAGGUAUCCUUGUAUCUGUGUACAUAAAUAGUAAGUACAUAGAAAAUAUAGUCAAAUGUCUAUGUACAUUAAAGUAAGUUAGAGUUGUACAUGGAAAAUAUCGACGUACUGCACGUGUACACUCCACACUAAAAAUAUAUAUAAUUAUUGUACAUACAAAUGUAUAAUAAACUAAAGGUGUUUAGUAGGUAACUCAGCAGGGGACACCUCGGCUCCUCUGAGGGUAGUAUUAUUGUUGUCGCCCAUCGCUAGCACCUGUCUCAACCAAAAAUGAUAGGGAGGAUUCCCUUUCAUAUAGUACUUUCACAUAGUACUCUAGAUUGCUCACUUAGUGUACUACCUCAAAAUUUCUCUAGUACAUACACAAAAACAAAUAAAUAUCUCACUUAACCCCUUAACGACGCAGGACGUAUAUUUACAUCCUGCGCCGGCUCCCGCGAUAUGAAGCGGGAUCGCGCCGCAAUCCCGCAUCAUAUCACGUGGGUCCCGGCGCUAAUCAACGGCCGGGACCG